Molecule: messenger RNA, 606 nt
Organism: Paramecium primaurelia
Lineage: Eukaryota; Ciliophora; Oligohymenophorea; Peniculida; Parameciidae
Source: the annotation of a GenBank genome assembly
UAACAUUAGAGAAUACUCUAGCCAACCAUAAGAGUUCCCUCAUAAAUUUAAUAAUCUAUUAUUAUGCCACUUGAAAAUCAUCCUUAAUUGCAAUCCACUAGAAAAGUCUAACUUAAUUUUCAUCCAACUACUUUAAACACAUCCCCUAUCAAAAUUGUGAAUAAUAAUACUCCCCUCAGUCCUAAUCUUAUACUGUAUUCUUAAAACCCUUUCUCUUUGACUCCUUUAAAAAUACCAUCUAAUAUACGUAAAAAUUUGACUCCAACAAAAAAUUUAAAUGCAAAAAUACCAUAAUAAAGAAACUUUACACCAACUGGAAUUCUGAAUAAAAAAGAUCAAAUUGAUAAAAAUACAAAUAACCUCAAAAAUAGAGUACAAACUGAUUUUGGAAACCCUCCUACAAUACAAUAGUAAAUAGAAAAAGAAGAAACAGAUUUUUUUAAUGAUAAAUAAUAGAGUUAUUACAAUAAUUUAUAAGAAUUAUUGAUUUAAUCAGAAUUUAAAAUAAGUCAGUUGGAAGAAAAAAGUAGAUAAAUUCAAGAUUAAAGAAAAAGGCUUCAUUAGUAAUUUUUAUCUAAAUCCCCUAAAUUGGGAUCAUUAUUAUGA